Molecule: messenger RNA, 1779 nt
Organism: Camelina sativa (false flax)
Lineage: Eukaryota; Viridiplantae; Streptophyta; Magnoliopsida; Brassicales; Brassicaceae
Source: RefSeq, a predicted model, not a curated record
CCGAUUUGACGGGUUCAAGAGCCCACUCUCCGUUUCUCCAAGCCAUUGACCAUGGAAGACUAACGCUUUCACCCUGGACAUAUUAUGAAACCGAAGCUGAGAUAAGCGAGCUCGUCCAAUGGCUUCAUGAUGAUGACCCGAAAGAGAGAGACCUGAGAGAGUCUAUGAUGUGCUGGAAAAGGUUACGAUUUGGGGACCUUCAAAAGGAAAAGAAAAAAGCUCAGAAUGUGUCUUCUCCUAUUUUGACUAGGGGUCUUGUGACCAAGGCUGCCAUGUCAAUGGAGAAGAGAUACGGUUCAUGCAUCAAACUAGAGACGGAAACGAUUAAAAAACGGGGGAAGAAGACAAAGGUUGCGGAGCAAGAAAAAUUGUGUAGAUGUGAAUGCUUGGAAGCAAUUUUGCCAUCCAUGAUUCACUGCCUCAUAUGCCACAAAACGUUCGCAAGUGAUGAUGAAUUUGAAGACCACUCUGAGAGUAAGUGUAUUCCUUAUUCAUUAGCAACUGAAGAAGCCAAGGAAAUCUCUGAUUUUUCGAAAGCAAAAGAAAGUCUGAAAUCCGAUUAUCUUAAUGUAAAGUCUAGCGUCGGCAAAGAUGUAGCUGAAAUAUCCAAUGUUUCUGAACUUGAUUCUGGUUUGAUAAGAUAUCAAGAAGAAGAGUCUAUAUCCCCAUACCAUUUUGAGGAGAUCUGUUCCAAGUUUGUGACAAAGGAUUCCAACAGAGAUUUGGUUAAAGAUAUCGGUCUGAUCGGCUCAAAUGGCAUCCCAACAUUUCUUCCAUCGUCAUAUACUCAUCUUGACGACUCAAUGCUUAUCUCUGCCAAUUCCAGUAAGCUAGAUGGUGAUGAUUCAGGGGAUCAGGUCAUUUUUGCUGGUUCUGAAACCAAUGUUGAAGGCUUAAAUUCUGAAUCUAACAUGUCAAUCGAUAGAUCUUUCACACACGACCUUGGCGGUCCACCGAGUAAACCAAGAAGACCGUCGAAAUCACAUCCAGACCGUAGAAGAGCUUGGCGUAUAUUUGUUAAAUCCGCGCAAAGCAUUUAUGAGUUGGUUCAGGCAUCAAUUGUGCUAGAAGACAUGGUUAAGCCAGGGUACUUGAAAAAUGCAUGGUGGUACUGGUCUUCCCUUUCAGCGGCUGCUAAAAUAUCGACUCUCUCGGCGUUAUCCGUCCGUAUUUUCUCCCUUGAUGCAGCUAUUAUGUACGAUAAACUCAUAACUCCAUCAGAUCCCAUGGAUGAAACAAAGCCGAUCAUCAGCUUACCAGACGAGAAGUCGCAACCGGUUUCAGAUUCACAAGAAAGAAGCAGCAGAGCAAAUAGGCGAUCUGGUAAGAAGAGGAAAGAACCCGAGGUGUCAUAGUAACUUAUUUGAACCCACCGGAAAAGCUCAGCGGGCACAGCCUCGUGAGAAUGUAAGCCGGAAAUGUGGAUUUUGUUUUUUUGUUUUUUCCGGUGAAGUCAAAGUGGAGCCAAUGUGUAUGUUGUAGAUAUAGGCAAUGCUUCUUCUAUCUAUGUCUGGAAGCGGACCUGUAAGUUGCGGAUGUUUUUGGUGGUUCAUCAUGACAUGAGAGGCCUAAGUCCGGUUCAUGGAAUGGAACGGCGGUUCAAGAGGUGAAUGAGCUUGAGAGAGUAUGUGUACACAUAAUAUGUAGAAGAAGACUGACUAAUGUGGAAUUAAUUAGUAUCAAAAGUCGCUUUUUAGGCAUUAACUGAUGUUAGAACGGAAACACUUCAAUUCUUUAUAAAUCUCUCUAUCUCUUUAAUGGAGAGGGCUUUCUGAAGAA